Molecule: messenger RNA, 938 nt
Organism: Zingiber officinale
Lineage: Eukaryota; Viridiplantae; Streptophyta; Magnoliopsida; Zingiberales; Zingiberaceae
Exons: 3
Coding region: 194-484 (96 amino acids)
Source: RefSeq, a predicted model, not a curated record
GGGUGACGCUGUUCUAAAAUAUCACUGGGUGGAGAGAAUCAGAAAACCCUCAGUGAACCCUAGGAUUUGAUCUCCGCGGUAUCUCGAUCCGUGUUUUCUACGCGAGUAAGGAAGGGGGAAGAGGAGAUUGUGGAUUUGAUCACCGAGAUAUCUCGAUCCGUGUUUUCGAGGCGAGUGGGUAGGGGCAGAGGAGAUGGCGAGCUGGAGAAGAACCCUAGGGAAUGUGAGGUCCUUCGUGGGAAACGCGACGGGAGGUCUCCGAGGAGGACCCAACCUUGCUUCGUGGGUGGUCGCCGGCACCUUGGCCUACUUCCUCUGGGUCAAGCCCGCCCAGGAUCUCAAGAAGGAGCAGGAGGAGAAAGCUGCUUUGGCUGCGGCCUCAGAUCCUUACCGCUACAUUGAGAAAACCAAACCCAUUCCAGAUCCUCAGGUAACCGGUUUGAUAUAUGGGAAGAGAGAGGAAACCACUAAAUCUGAGAGUUGAUUCUGAGAAUCUGGCGGCAGUAUGCUUGGAACCAGCAUUUUGAAGGGUUCUUCUUGCAUAUCCAAGGACUUUAUCAACAAAACAAAGUUAUGCACGGAUUUAUCCAUAUUUUGAAGAAAGAAAUAAAGGGAGUAGUUAUUAAGCAAUGCCCAGUAAAUUUUCUUGUGUUAUUGCAUAACAAAUGGUUUGUAUAGUCGCUGUUCAUAUUAUAUUAUAUUAAAUACACUCGGACUUCUCUACCAGACUUUUGCUUCACGGACUUACUGGACCAUGGAAUCCUUUUGCAAGCAGCCAAUAAUACAUGGUCCCAGUUAAUAGUUUUAUAGGGAUUGAUAGUCAAGCCAAUUGUUUCCAUUUCUGUUUUAUCAUCCUGAUCUUAACUUAGCUUCAUGCCAAUGCAUUGAAUGUGUGCACAUACUGUUAUCUUCAAAUGAUUAUUCAGUUUCAGUUGCUG